This is a messenger RNA of Lycium ferocissimum, 954 nucleotides long. RefSeq lists its product as uncharacterized. Bases 472 to 909 code for a protein of 145 amino acids. Lineage: Eukaryota; Viridiplantae; Streptophyta; Magnoliopsida; Solanales; Solanaceae. The transcript has 2 exons. The record is from RefSeq and is a predicted model, not a curated record.
GUUAUAGUCCUGUCGUGCUAUCUUCAGUACCAUUUUAAUUUUUGUUUAUUUUUAAGUUCAGCGUCAACAAAGUUGCAUUUGAAACUCAUUUAAGCCACUAUAUAAACAGAAUCCUCCCCAUCUUUGGGAGUUAUCCCACAUUGAUGUGAUUGGGGUUUUGGGGAUUCCACCCUAUUUCUUUGUUAUUUGACAAGUUUGACCAUAUAAAUUUUGAUAUACUCAAAAUAACUCGAAAAUACCUGAGAUUUCCAAAAUAUUGGAAAUCCUUAACUUUUUUGAGUUUUUAAGUAAAAUUUUAAAGAGUUUGUUUUCUCUUGUUUUUUGGGUUUUGUGGUUGAGUUCUUGGGAUUUGAGGAGUAAAGGAAUCUCCAAUUCCAACACUCGACUAAGGCUGCACACGAGAAAGGUUUCAAUUUGUUCUUCCACAACAAUCUAAGGUAUUCUUCCAUCUGGAAGUAUUGGUAAAGCACCAUGAGUUCUGACCAGCCUAAUUCAACUGAAGACAUUUUCGACUCAUCACUGAAUUUAGAGGACACACACUACAACGAAGGCUACUCCGAAGGCUACUCCAACGGCCUAGCCUCUGGUAGAGAUGAAGGGCGCGAUGUGGGGCUCAAAACAGGGUUCGAAACAGGUGAGGAAUUAGGUUUUUACAGAGGUUGCAUUGAUGUCUGGAAUGCUGCAAUUUUAGUACAACCAAACUGUUUUUCGUCACGUGUACAGAAAAGCAUCAAACAGAUGGAUGAGUUGCUUCAAAAGUAUCCCAUUUCUGAACCGGAAAACGAGUCUGCAACUGAUAUUGUGGACUCAUUGAGGUUGAAAUUUAGAGCUAUAUGCGCGACGUUGAAUGUCAAGUUGGAGUAUAAUGGAUACCCCAAAGCUUCCGAUGUCGGGAAUUCAGGAUUCUGAUUGGUUCAAUAUCAAAUAAGAAACAUGAAGAUUUCUUUUCCUUUA